Messenger RNA from Cladophialophora immunda, 1501 nucleotides. RefSeq lists its product as uncharacterized. Gene Ontology annotation, biological process: mitochondrial respiratory chain complex I assembly. The record is from RefSeq and is a predicted model, not a curated record. Lineage: Eukaryota; Fungi; Ascomycota; Eurotiomycetes; Chaetothyriales; Herpotrichiellaceae. The transcript has 4 exons. The coding region runs from base 151 to 786 and encodes 211 amino acids.
GGGAGAUCCGAAUCAUUCUCACAUCUACUGCUCGGUCUACAGCAAGCCCUUCUACCCUUUCUCCGCUUCCAGCGAGUCGAUAUCGCCCUGCCUGAGCUACGGAUGACUUGAACUUUGCUGCCCUCAACCCCAACAGCCAGGAUCGCAGCCAUGGGGGACUUGGUGGACCCGAAGCCCAAUUACGAUGUCGACGAGCCUGUUUACCAACCUCAGGAUGCUCUGGAGAUCUCAGCGCGUUCCGCGGCAUUAACUGGUGCUGCUGGGCUAUUCAUUGCCUCUGUCCAGAACACUGUCGCGAAGGAACAAAUCGGUGCCUUUGGAGUGUUUACACGUUUUGGCAGGACCAUUGGUCUACUCACGGCAAUGGGAGGCACAUUCCAGUUCGCAAGCACGGCUUCCGCAAACCUACGAGAAAAGAACGAUUACCUUAACCAUGUGAUUGGCGGUACCCUUGCUGGCUCUCUGAACGGCCUCUGGAAGCGCUCAAUGACAUCGACGCUGGGCAGUGCUUUGGCACUCGGCACCGCGAUGGGCGUGAUCAGCUACACUGGCCGCUCGAUGUUCGAAUCGUCCUCAGACAAGGCCUUCGAUGACCGGAUGACAUAUAAAGAGGAGGCCAGGGCUCGGUUUAGAAGGCCUCUGAAUGAAACAAUCAACGAGCUGGGAGAAGGACGAGGCAUUUACGGACCAGGGUAUGAGGAAAGACGGAAGCAGAGAAUUAAGGAAAGAUACGGCUUCGAUGUCCAGCCACCUUACUACGAAGGCAAGGCCGCACCCGGGGCAUGAUUCGCAGCCUUCUCUCCCCCAAAAUUGCAAUUGGAUUCGUGUAUGAAGCUCGUGCCGGGGCCAUUGUCGUAGCGACAAGGUUCCAGCCUGAUACUCUUCACUGCGCAAGUCAAGGGAGGCAAUCAGACAUGUUACACCAUUCGCAAGGCUGAUUUUGAAAGACCAAUCGACAGACUCAAGAUCAUUUGUACAUAGGCGAACUAUACCAAGAUGUUCCGCGGGAUAUCCUUGCAUUCAUCUUCAAGCUCGAAACUAGAGGCUACCAAGUUAGCUUCUUCCUGAACAGAGCUCCUUCUCCAUCAUGUGGCUCACUCAAAGCUACUGCCUCAGGAUUCAUGUGGGAAGAGCAAACAAGCCACUGCGAUUGAAGGAUGGCCUGACCGAUUGGGUACAAGGUGAUGAGCCCAGCAAAUGCAUGUGCGUCAGUAAGCAAGUCUAACCAAAGGAGGAACAAAAUCUGUCCACACAAGGGAUUGGAAACUGCCUCAAUUCUGGGAUUCUGUUUCCAGUGGCAAUAAUUAUGCCCUAUUGCCUACCUCGCUACCUGGUUGUCCAUACAAAAUGGUUUGGGUGGCUAAUGCUGUAACGACCAAGAGGUCCCGGUGGCCUCGAAUGCAUGCCUUCUUGCUCCUCAACAGAGGUGGAGCUGGAAUCCCCUUAUCCGCUGGUUCCAGUCAAAUCACGCCACAACUUUGUACCAAAUCUCAAAUCCAAG